Messenger RNA from Odontomachus brunneus, 2128 nucleotides. RefSeq names its product coiled-coil domain-containing protein 142. NCBI's taxonomy places the organism in Eukaryota, Metazoa, Arthropoda, Insecta, Hymenoptera, Formicidae. Bases 1 to 2118 code for a protein of 705 amino acids. The transcript has 12 exons. The record is from RefSeq and is a predicted model, not a curated record.
AUGAUGGAGAAUACUCUAAAAAAUAUCGAAAACAGCUUGUGUGUAACGAGAUAUAGUGGGAACACGUUCAUAAUUAUUACAAUUGUUGAUUUUUGCGCUUCACAGGUAUUCGAAGAAGUGAUAGACGGCUUGGAGGAAUUAAUAGGAACUUACAAAUUGACAAGUAAUCCGAGAGAGUUGAGCACCCACCCGAUAUACAAAUACAAAGUGAAUCAUCUUUCAGUAGUGUUAAAACGCAAGCUCAAUGUAGUCGCGAAGUUCACCCGUAAUUUAAUCACUGACAUUGUUGAUUGCAAAAAUGACGAGAUUAUUAAAAUAAUAUUCAGAUUGGUGAAUGCUUACAAUAGCAUACUCGAUAUUGAUCGCGACGUGUCGAAUUCGUCUGUCAAUGUCUUUUACAAUGACUGCCCGUAUAUGUUGGAGCCGUUGAAAAAAAUCUCCGUGACCAAAAUACUGCAAAUACUCGCAAAAAACAGAGCGGAAGAAUCCUGCCACGAACUCAUCGAUUGUCUUCUGACUAAUUACGAGGCUCAUGAGAAGAUCGAAUCUGCGACGAACGACGUGGAUGUUUCGGAAAAUUCCAGCAUUGAGAUCUACCGCGCUCUUACGAGACACUUAACUCCGCCAAUUGUGAGUGCUACAUCGACGACCGAGAUAAUAACCAACAUCGAGAGCGUGCAAACGCUCGUGAACACGCAGAACGAGCAGAUCCUCAGACUUCUAAAUGUCGUACAGGAAGUCUCCCCGCAACUGCUUGGCGCGGACGCUUUGAAGACUAGCAAAGGCGAGACGAGGUUGAGAGGCAGCGCGAUAAAGAAAGUAAAGAACUACUAUCAGGAAGUCGCGUGGGGAGCCUUGUCUAGUAUUUUAGAUCAUGUAAUACUGUGGUGGUCCCGAGAAGCCCUUGCAACUCAUCACAGUCAAGGAGCGCAACAUCUCAAGGAUUGGUUACGGCAGUUCAUUCAGGGACACGAAAUUCCAUCCACCGUCAGACCGGCGCUACAAAACUUAUGCGACGCGCUCGGAUACCACACGACCAUCACUGUUUGGGACCAGCUGUUUAGAUUAGCCUACACUUCGGUUUUCGAGUGUAGUUCGAGACCGUCGACAACGGAGGGAACCGAUACGGGUCAGAUGUUCAUCGAGUUGUUUCAGCUGUUGGUCACCCUCAGCAACGAAUGUGAAGUAGGUGGCGAGUGGGUGGUAGGAGCGCCAUUGAUAGAACUGCCGUUGUCGGAGCAGAUCGUCGUCUUGCACAGAAUGGACCAUUCGGUACACACCGCGAGGCUGUGGGCCAUCCAAGAAGCUAAGACCAUAGCUCACACUUGGGACCUGGACGUGUUCUUUCUGCUGGUGAAGGGUGACAUAGCGAACUGCCUCGAGGAGUUGUCUUAUCUCAAGCUGGCCGAUCACACAACCGCUCUGGAAUCCACAAAUUCUCUCAGUGUCCAAGUGUACGUGUGCACGAAGAUGAGGGCGAAGAUCGUUUCUGAAGUCAAGGCGAACGUCGAAUUAUUACAGAUUUGUUCCGCUCAGUGCAUCGAUACGCUUGCCAAGAUCUGCCGCGUGGUCAGCCUCGCAAAUCUACACAUGUGCUUCCCACGAUCGAAUUACUGGAGGAGAAGUAGCAGCGUAGCUCCAGCAACGGCUAGUGUUUACGUGGAGGCAUACUUCGAAAAAGUUUUGCUGCCCGUGUUGGAAGUGAUAGAGGAUCACGAGACGUCAAACAUGAUUCUGCGAAUAAUGUGCGAGGCAUGGCUUGACUAUAUUUAUCUGCAUCGCAUUAAAUUCAGUGAGUACGGUGCACUGCAGCUGCUGACGGAUUUCGCGUACGUAUCGACGUGGGUCAACGAAUGCUCGAUCAUAUCGCAAAACGUUAGGAAUCACCUGCUGAAGAAUGAGGUUUUGCGUCGUUGUGAAGGCGUCGGUAGACUACUUCUAAGGCAUCCAGGCGAAGCGAUCGCUAUGCACAAACGUUUAGCUCGUAGAACGAACGAACGGGGAUCGCCGGAAUCUCCAGGUCUGGAGCGCAUGCCAGCUGAAAUGUAUGUUCCGAAUCAAGAACAGUGGCUUGAGUUGCGUGCUCCUAAGCGAUACAACUUUUGCUGUACAGAAUAAAAAAGAAUAA